Messenger RNA from Calidris pugnax (ruff), 732 nucleotides. Its product is annotated as beta-enolase-like. Gene Ontology annotation, molecular function: magnesium ion binding; phosphopyruvate hydratase activity. Gene Ontology annotation, biological process: glycolytic process. NCBI's taxonomy places the organism in Eukaryota, Metazoa, Chordata, Aves, Charadriiformes, Scolopacidae. Gene Ontology annotation, cellular component: phosphopyruvate hydratase complex. The transcript is spliced from 4 exons. The annotation marks the transcript as partial. The record is from RefSeq and is a predicted model, not a curated record.
GCCUUCAACGUCAUCAAUGGGGGGUCCCACGCGGGGAACAAGUUGGCCAUGCAGGAGUUCAUGAUCCUACCGGUGGGAGCCGCGAGCUUCCGGGAGGCCAUGAGGGUGGGGGCCGAGGUCUAUCACCGCCUCAAGGGCGUCAUCAAGGCCAAGUACGGCAAAGACGCCACCAACGUGGGGGACGAGGGCGGCUUCGCCCCCAACAUCCUGGACAACAACGAAGCGCUGGAGCUGCUGAAGACGGCCAUCGCGGAGGCGGGGUACCCCGACAAGGUGGUCAUCGGGAUGGACGUGGCCGCCUCCGAGUUCUGCCGUGAGGGCCGCUACGACCUGGACUUCAAGUCCCCCCCCGACCCCAAGCGCCUCAUCACCGGGGAGCAACUGGGGCAGCUCUACCAGAGCUUCAUCAAGGACUACCCCGUGGUGUCGAUCGAGGACCCCUUCGACCAGGACGACUGGGAGGGGUGGCAGCGGUUCCUGGGGCAGGUGGGGAUCCAGGUGGUGGGGGACGACCUGACGGUCACCAACCCCAAGCGCAUCCAGCGAGCGGCCGAGCUCCGCGCCUGCAACUGCCUCCUGCUCAAGGUCAACCAGAUCGGCUCCGUCACCGAGUCCAUCCAGGCGUGCAAGCUGGCGCAGAGCCACGGCUGGGGGGUGAUGGUGAGUCACCGCUCCGGGGAGACCGAGGACACCUUCAUCGCUGACCUGGUGGUGGGGCUUUGCACGGGCCAG